Molecule: messenger RNA, 1896 nt
Organism: Yarrowia lipolytica CLIB122
Lineage: Eukaryota; Fungi; Ascomycota; Dipodascomycetes; Dipodascales
Biological process (GO): attachment of mitotic spindle microtubules to kinetochore
Cellular component (GO): Ndc80 complex
Source: RefSeq, a predicted model, not a curated record
AUGAACGCCUCGGCGCACAAAAAACGGCUGUCCAUGAUGCCGGGCACGUCGUCGGCGUCUAGGCCAUCUAUGGCAGGUCUGCCGCAGCGAAACAACCCGCCACCACAACGUGAACCUGCUACCCCAGCAGUAUCUGAGCUCAUGAGGAGCUCACGACGAAGCAUGGCGUUUGGGCGUAAUCCACGACAAUCAUCAUUUGGGCUCGUACCACAAACUCCCAUGGCGCCCAUGCACACGCGUGAUCCACGUCCAGUGCGCGACCGACACUACCAACAGCAAAUCUCACAGCAGAUCUAUGAGUAUCUGGUCACGAACCACUUUGAGCAGGAAACCCGCCACCCACUGAACCAGCGGACGCUCAGCAACCCCACUCAAAAGGAUUUCAAAACUAUGUUCGAGUGGAUCUUCCGACGCAUCGAUCCUGGAUACCCGUUCCACAAGAGCAUCGAAAACGAGGUUCACGCGGUGCUACGGGCAGCCAAAUACCCGUGGCUCGAUAGCAUCACGAAAUCACAAAUUGUUGCCGUGGGAGGCCAAUCAUGGGCCUACUUUUCAGGCAUGCUGCAUUGGAUGGUGGAACUCAACACGACGAUAGAGAAGUAUCACAAUCAUGACUACUCAGGAGAUGAUGGUCCGUCGUUGGUAGACGAAAUCUUCAACAGACACGCACGUGAGUCGUACUUUGCCUAUUUACAAGGCGAUGACAGAUUUGCCCGUCCUGAUGCAGAGCUCUGUCUCGCUGAAGAGAACGCCGAGUUCCAGGAGAUUCUUGCCGAACAGAGAGCUCAAAACCCGCUACCAGAGGGCGAAGACGAUGAAUUGGAUGAGGAACUGUCACGUCUGGAAGCCAAAUGGGGCAAGAUUGAGGAGGCGAAACUACUAGGGAAGAACCUGGCCGACGAUAUCGUCAAGUUGGGUGCAUUUGUGGAUGCUCGAAAAGAACACAAUGCCCGAUACGCUUCUCAGAUGUCCCAGGCGACAGCAGAAGAAGACAAUGUGACGAGCGAGGUGGAGUCUCUCAGCCGUCAAAAGCUGAAACUGCAACAAACAAUCCAAGACCAGGGUCUAUCUCCCGCCGAGCUGGACAAGCUGCAUUUGGAUAUGGAGCGUCAACAGAAGGCGUUGAACUCACUUGAUGAGAUAAUCGAUGAGGGACGUCAGGUUGUGUCAAACAAGGAGUCUACUGCCCUGGCAGUCUUUGAUGCUCUUGAUCGUGUCAUCAAGGAGUAUACAUCGUCUGUUCUGUCCUACAAUGCCUGGGUGGCAUCAGACAAUGACUUGCCCGAGAUCCCAGAAUCAGUCUAUUUGAUUGAUCUGCGUGAACCUCUCUCCGAGGAGAACCUGGGACGCCACCCUUCUGUGAUCCUGGGUGGAGUUGAUCCUCGUAACCAGAUUCGACCUGAAAUUGUGAGAAUCUGCAACAUGGUCACUUCCAAGGUCAAGGCCCUCCAGGAAGAGGCUCUGAGACUGCAAGAGGAGAUUGAGACCAACCAGGAGAAGCUCGUUUCACAGAAACGACACAUUGGUGAGCUGGAAGCCAAAUCUCGACGCCUUCGAGAAACCAGAAACGCCCUCGAAGACUCCGCUUCCAUGAACGAGAACGAAAACUCCCAAAACACGGAGCGACUGGAAAACCAGUUUGUCCAGGCUCAGAGUGAAACUGCUCUUGCUCAAUCACAACUCAAGGGUCUCCAGGUGCGACUCCAGGACGCAGAGCAUGAACGUAACAAGCUCUCUGUGGAAGUCCAGCAGGCCCGAGAACGCCUGUCACAGGAUAUUCUCAAGCAGGCUGAAGUCAUGGUGGCUUUCAAGGCUAUGGUGCAGACCAAACUCCAGGACUUCGAGAUGUUUGUUCGUGCUAACGUGGAGGAGGAGAUUCGAGGAGACCACAACUAA